CACUGAACCCAGGAAAAUUACAGAUUUGCCACGCACACUCUUUACGCUUCCAGCCCUCGCCGGCUCUCCGCCGUGCUGCUCCACAGUCCACACCACACUACACGCUCCUCGGCUCCCGUGCCCGUGUCACCUUGGCCCGGGACCCACACACCGGCCUUCCCACACGCCGCGCGCGGCGGCGCUCUCCCUCGACCCCUCAAAUCCCAAGCGCUUCCAAGCCGGAACGAAGCGGAGAGGCGGCGAUGGAGUACAGGAGGGUGAAGGAUCAGGAGAGUUAUGAUGAUUUAUCUCAGAAGGAUGUAGAAAGCCUCAGUGGGAGGUCGCUAUCUAGCGCAAACACUACAGCUAGUGGUCUCAGUUCUGCAGGAGGUGCAAAAGGCAAGUCUAGUUGGAAGCUAAAGUCUGUUGUUACUCUUGCAUUGACGCUGCUAACAAGUUCUCAGGCAAUAUUAAUUGUGUGGUCAAAAAGAGCCGGAAAGUAUGAAUAUAGUGUCACAACAGCUAAUUUUUCGGUCGAGGCUUUAAAAUGCCUUCUAUCACUAGCUGCUCUAUUUAGGACAUGGAACCGCCAUGGUGUUACUGAUGAUAAUAGGUUAACCACAUCUUUUGAUGAAGUCAGUGUAUAUCCGAUUCCAGCUGUUCUUUAUAUGGUGAAGAACUUAUUGCAGUACUAUAUCUUUGCUUAUGUGGACGCACCAGCAUACCAGAUCUUGAAGAACCUGAAUAUCAUCAGCACUGGUGUCUUGUACCGCAUCAUUUUGAAGAAAAAGUUAAGUGAAAUCCAGUGGGCAGCAUUUGUUCUUCUAUGUGCUGGUUGCACGACAGCUCAACUCAAUCCUUCAUCUGACCAUGUGCUUCAAACUCCUAUUCAAGGUUGGAUGAUGGCAAUUGUGAUGGCUCUUUUAAGUGGUUUUGCUGGGGUAUAUACAGAAGCUAUCAUUAAAAAACGUCCGUCAAGAAACAUCAACGUGCAGAACUUUUGGCUAUACAUUUUUGGGGUGAUCUUCAAUUUAGUUGCAAUUUGUGUUCAGGAUUAUGAUGCAGUCAUGAAUAAAGGCUUUUUCCAUGGGUAUUCAUUCAUCACAGUUUUGAUGAUUCUGAACCAUGCACUGAGUGGAAUUGCUGUUUCAAUGGUGAUGAAAUAUGCUGAUAAUAUAGUCAAGGUUUAUUCAACUUCAGUUGCAAUGCUUCUGACAGCAAUUGUAUCUGUCUUUUUGUUUAGCUUCCAUUUAUCCCUUGCAUUCUUCCUUGGAUCCACGGUUGUGUCUGUCUCGGUGUACCUGCACUCUGUCGGAAAACUUCAACCACAGAAAUAAGCUUAAUUGAGUCGCUGGUCGCUGUUGGUGGACAAGAUUUCAGUCAGUCAGUUAUCACUGGAUAGCACUGAAAGCAUUGCCGCAGAUGGAAUCUGGGAUCUGUUCUUAGUGUAUGGUGGUUUGAGGCAAAGUUUCAGGGAGAUGGCAGAAACUUGUAAAAUCUAGUAGGCCUUAUUACUCUCUAUGCAUAGGCGACAACAUCCUUAGGUAAAAGGUAACACCUGGAAUGUUUUUGUGGAGGGGUUCUAGCUAUUACUUGGUCGUAGUCUCUGUUCCCUUGUAUCUAGUUCGCUAACAGCCAACUGUAUCGCACCUAGUGUUUUGCAGGUGGCAUACAGAUUUUGUAAUGACCAGAUCUUUUUUUUCAUAUGUAGCUAUCAUUCUCUUGUUCA
This is a messenger RNA of Setaria italica (foxtail millet), 1708 nucleotides long. Its product is annotated as CMP-sialic acid transporter 2. Lineage: Eukaryota; Viridiplantae; Streptophyta; Magnoliopsida; Poales; Poaceae. Gene Ontology annotation, cellular component: Golgi membrane. The record is from RefSeq and is a predicted model, not a curated record. The transcript has 15 exons. Gene Ontology annotation, molecular function: pyrimidine nucleotide-sugar transmembrane transporter activity. The coding region runs from base 243 to 1316 and encodes 357 amino acids. Gene Ontology annotation, biological process: pyrimidine nucleotide-sugar transmembrane transport.